CGGACCACCCGCGCUUGCCACAUCGGAAUUUCUCCUGCUUUUCUCCUCAAAAAUUUUCAUCUGCUUUUCCAUUUUCUUCUUCCCAUUUCCCAUCUUGCUUGCAGUGGGAAGCUCAGCGGGUCAUUGCUCAAACGUAAGAAUGAUUGGCCGCGGAGAGUAAAUGCUCCCAUUAUUGCAGAGGAAGCCAUUCUGAUAAGAACCCACCUGCGGCCUUUCAUCUCUCUUCCACCCCACCCCACCCAACAACCCUACGAUUUCCCCAUCCCCUCUGUUGUUCUCGAGCUCCUCUUUCUUAGAUUUUUCUAACCAGUGGGAUUCGAGAUACGGUGCUUAAUGGGUUCUGAUUCUUUCCCUUUUCUGGGUUCUGCUGCCCGCUAGGCAGUGUUCAAAGGGGUCGAUUCUUUUCUUGUUCUCUUCCUGCUUCUCUCGUUCUCGGAGAUUUCGAGGUGCGAGUUCUUUCCGCUCCGAAGAUGGGUUUCUUGAGUACAGUUCUGGGGUUCUGUGGGUUUGGAGUGGGGACUUCCAUCGGGCUUUUGAUCGGGUACUACAUGUUCAUAUACUUCCAGCCUACUGACGUCAAGGACCCGGAAGUACGCCCUCUGGUCGAGCAAGAUACGAAGUCUCUGCAACGUUUGAUGCCGGAGAUACCCCUGUGGGUGAAAAAUCCAGAUUAUGAUCGGGUCGAUUGGCUUAAUAGGUUUGUGGGAACCAUGUGGCCCUACCUUGAUGUGGCCAUUUGCAAGACUGUGAAGACUAUCGCGAAGCCCAUCAUUGCAGAGCAAAUACCUAAAUAUAAGAUCGACUCUGUAGAAUUUGAAACUCUUACACUGGGCACCUUGCCGCCCACUUUUCAUGGGAUGAAAGUUUAUCUUACUGAUGAGAAGGAGUUGAUAAUGGAGCUGGCGAUGAAAUGGGCAGGGAACCCUAACAUCACUAUUGUUGCCAAAGCUUUUGGACUGAAAGCCACUGUUCAGGUAGUUGAUUUACAAGUGUUUGCUUGUCCUCGUAUCACUUUGAAGCCUCUUGUCCCGACAUUUCCUUGCUUCGCCAAUAUAUUUGUCUCUCUUAUGGAGAAGCCGCACAUAGAUUUUGGGUUAAAGUUGCUUGGUGCAGAUGCUAUGUCCAUUCCUGGCCUUUAUAGGUUUGUACAGGAGCUUAUCAAAGAUCAAAUUGCAAAUAUGUAUCUGUGGCCCAAGUACCUACAAGUACCCAUCCUGGAUCCUUCUAAGGCUGCCAAAAAACCUGUUGGUAUUCUCAGUGUAAAGGUCUUGAGAGCCAUGAAGCUCAAGAGGAAAGACUUAUUGGGAAAAUCUGACCCUUACGUUAAGCUAAAGCUUACUGAAGACAAGUUAUCUGUUAAGAAGACCACUGUGAAGCACAGUAACCUGAACCCUGAGUGGAAUGAGGAGUUCAAUUUGGUUGUCAAAGACCCUGAAUCUCAGGCUUUAGAGUUUAUUGUCUAUGACUGGGAACAGGUUGGUAAACAUGAGAAGAUGGGCAUGAAUGUCAUUCCAUUGAAGGAGCUCACACCCGAAGAGCCAAAGGAGAUGACCGUGCCUCUUCUUAAGAACAUGGACCCAAAUGAUACUCAGAAUGAGAAGCAUCGUGGGGAGCUUGUGGUGGAUGUUGUGUAUAAACCUUUCAAGGAAGAUGAGAUUCCUAAGGAUGUUGAAGAUCAGAAUGCAGUCGAGAAGGCUCCUGAAGGAACUCCCACUGGUGGAGGAUUGCUUGUAGUUAUCGUGCAUGAAGCUCAGGAUGUGGAAGGGAAGCACCACACAAACCCUCAUGUUCGUAUACUCUUCAGAGGAGAGGAGAGAAAGACUAAGACGGUGAAGAAGAACAGAGACCCGAGAUGGGAAGAGGAUUUCCAGUUUAUGUUGGAGGAGCCACCGGCUAAUGACCGAAUCCACGUGGAAGUUGUCAGCACCUCCUCAAGGCUCGGUCUGCUGCACCCCAAGGAAACGCUGGGUUAUGUUGAUAUCUACUUGUCCGAUGUGGUGAGCAACAAGAGAAUCAAUGCCAAGUACAACCUUAUCGAUUCUAAGAACGGGCAGAUUCAGAUCGAGCUUCAGUGGAGAACUGCGUCCUAGUCUUCUUAUCAAGCCGGUAGUACGUUGCCUCUGUCGAUAAAAAAAAAAACGAUGAACAGUUCCAAGAUUCUGUAUUCUACUCUCAGAAAUUUCCCGAUUUCUGUAAAUCUUGUUCAGAGUGAGGGAUCUUUUUCUGCUUUCUUAGUUGAGGCUUAGCCAUAGACAUGAAAUUUGCUUGUUGAUACACUAUGUUUGAUCUGUAUUUGGAGCAUUUGCUUCAUUUCUGCCACUUACCUUGGUUGAAGUUCAA
Molecule: messenger RNA, 2340 nt
Organism: Punica granatum (pomegranate)
Lineage: Eukaryota; Viridiplantae; Streptophyta; Magnoliopsida; Myrtales; Lythraceae
Source: RefSeq, a predicted model, not a curated record